CAAUUUCAAUCACAAGACCAUCGUAGCCAUAGAUUAUUUUAUUUCAUAAAACCUGGUAGUAGUAAAUUCGACUCUUCAUUUUCAAUAGAGUAUAUUUUAAAUUUAAAUUCGUGUUGUGUUUAAUGUGAAUGAAUGUGAUAUUUUUCUAUUACAAUGUCAUUUGUAUCAUUUACGAAGUUGUGAAAAGCUGGUGUCAAAGUGCAAACCAACUAAUGAAUGAUGCAGUCUAUUUUCUGGACUGGCAGACUGUUGUCACGUGCUAUUAGAAAUGGACUUGCAAGUUUAUCCAGUGCAGCUGAACUGAAUGUUUCGAAUAGAAAGCAUCCUUAUUUAGUGUCUGUUGUGUGUGGUUUUCCAAAAGACAUUGCCAAUGGACGAACACGAAAAGGACAAUUUGGUGACGACGCAUGGUUUUCCACUAACUUUCACAAUGCGGAUGUUAUUGGUGUCGCAGAUGGUGUUGGAGGAUGGCGUGCGUACGGCAUUGAUCCGGGCGAGUUCUCCUCGUAUCUCAUGAGGACAUGCGAGAGGCUAGUUCAGAUGGGUCAUUUCAAAUUGUCUGAACCAGGCGACCUGCUAGCCAAGUCCUACUAUGAAUUAUUGGAACACAAAAAGCCAAUAUUAGGUAGCAGUACGGCAUGCGUCAUGAUUCUCGACCGCAGCGAGAGCAUAAUGCGUGCGGCCAACAUUGGUGACAGCGGGUACAUGGUAGUGCGCGGGGGCAGGAUCGUCCAUCGAUCGCACGAGCAGCAACACUACUUCAACACACCUUACCAGCUCAGCCUGCCGCCGCCAGGACACGACAGGAACGUACUUAGUGAUAGGUAAGUCGAUUAUAAUUAC
Manduca sexta (tobacco hornworm) is the source of this 843-nucleotide messenger RNA. Its product is annotated as protein phosphatase PTC7 homolog. The record is from RefSeq and is a predicted model, not a curated record. The coding region runs from base 217 to 828 and encodes 203 amino acids. Lineage: Eukaryota; Metazoa; Arthropoda; Insecta; Lepidoptera; Sphingidae. The transcript has 3 exons.